AGGAGGGAUGCUAAAGCACACUGCAUAGCAAUCUUUCUACACCUUACACUUGACAAACAGUGUCGUUGUGUUGAGGUUUCUUACUGAGUGACUAAAAAAAUGGCCUCAGUUGAAACUCCAAAGCCUCACAUUGUUUGUGUGCCAUACCCUGCACAGGGCCAUAUAAACCCAAUGAUGCAGCUCGCAAAGAUCCUUCGUUGCAAGGGUUUCUACAUAACCUUUGUGAACAGCGAGUACAACCACAGGCGUUUUAUCAAGUCUCAUGGACCAGAAUUUGUUAAGGGUCUCCCUGAUUUCGCGUAUGAGACCAUACCAGAUGGAUUGCCUCCUUCUGAUAAGGAUGCAACUCAGGACAUUCCAAUGCUCUGUGAUUCAACCAGAAAAACCUGUUAUGGCCCUUUCAAAGAGUUGGUGUUGAAGCUUAACUCUUCUGGUGAUGUGCCUUCAAUCAGUUGCAUAGUUGCUGAUGGGGUUAUGGGCUUUGCUGCAACGGUUGCAAAGGAUCUGGGCAUACCAGAAGUUCAACUUUGGACAGCCUCUGUCUGUGGUUAUGUCGGAUAUCUGCAAUUUGAUGAACUCGUUGCACGAGGCAUGGUUCCAUUCAAAGAUCAGAAGGAGAUUGAUGAUGCUUUGGAUAUAAGUCUGGAUUGGAUCAAAGGAAUGAGUAACAUGAGACUGAGAGACCUUCCAACAUUCUGCAGGGUCACUUCUUUGGAUGAUAUUUUGUAUGAUUUCUUGAAUUCUGAGUCACGAAACACUCUGAAAUCUUCGGCAGUGAUCAUAAACACAUUCGAAGACUUAGACGAAGAAGGGCUUGAGAUUCUAAGGUCAUAUAACCCAAACAUAUACACCAUUGGUCCACUGGACUUGCUCGGUAGGCAUUUUCCUGAGAAGGAGAAGGGUUUCAUGUCAGUUGGAUCAAGUUUGUGGAAAAAUGACUCAAACUGCUUAACAUGGUUAAACAAAUGGGAACCUAACUCAGUGGUAUACGUUAAUUUUGGAAGCAUAGCAGUGAUGACAGCUCAUCACCUGAAAGAAUUUGCAUGGGGACUUGCAAACAGCAAGCUACCUUUCUUAUGGAUCAAAAGGGCAGACAUAGUAGCUGAUGAAUCUGAUUCAUUGCCACAAGAAUUCUUUGAUGAAAUCAAGGAUAGAGGGUAUAUAACAAGUUGGUGCAUGCAAGAGCAAGUGCUUUCUCAUCCCUCUGUUGGGGUUUUUCUAACCCACUGUGGCUGGAAUUCUACACUUGAAGGCAUUUAUGCUGGUGUGCCUAUGGUUUGUUGGCCUUUCUUUUCUGAUCAACACACAAACUGCAGGUAUGUGUGUGCAAAUUGGGGGGUAGGAAUGGAGAUUAAUCAGGAUGUGAAGAGAGAUGAGAUAUCUGACCUUGUCACAGAAAUGAUAAAGGGAGAUAAAGGAAAGGAAAUCAGACAAAAAUCCUUGGAAUGGAAGAAGAAAGCAAUCAAAGCUACUGAUGUUGGAGGAACAUCUUACAACAACAUCCAUAAGUUAAUUAAGGAGGCUCUUUCUCGCAAUGCUGCUUGAGUCUUCUUUUAUGAUCACUCUCUCUACUAAGUUUGGGUUUGCAAUACCUGCUUUUAUGAAUAAGUGAACUAUUUAAAUUUUAUUUCAUUGCAAAGUAUGUUGUAACGUUAAUUUAUUGCUUAAUGUCUUAAUUUUAAUUGUCACAUCUUUUAAUUAAAAUGCAGAUUUAUUCUAGCUAA
Molecule: messenger RNA, 1724 nt
Organism: Vigna umbellata (rice bean)
Lineage: Eukaryota; Viridiplantae; Streptophyta; Magnoliopsida; Fabales; Fabaceae
Product: linamarin synthase 2-like
Molecular function (GO): quercetin 3-O-glucosyltransferase activity; quercetin 7-O-glucosyltransferase activity
Source: RefSeq, a predicted model, not a curated record